Messenger RNA from Ixodes scapularis (black-legged tick), 1095 nucleotides. RefSeq names its product transmembrane protein 107. The transcript has a single exon. The record is from RefSeq and is a predicted model, not a curated record. Bases 431 to 847 code for a protein of 138 amino acids. Gene Ontology annotation, biological process: non-motile cilium assembly; protein localization to ciliary transition zone. Lineage: Eukaryota; Metazoa; Arthropoda; Arachnida; Ixodida; Ixodidae. Gene Ontology annotation, cellular component: MKS complex.
UAUUUUAGAAUAGACGCGACGCGACGGUCAAGCUCGCACAAGAUUGGCUGCAAGAGGCGCGGCCCCACCUCUAUAUCCAUUUAAACUUUGGCGGCCUUUUGAAAGAUUGACAGAUGAUUAUCGUUCGUUCGUGGGAUGUCGUUAGUCACGGCGGUCACGGCGGCUUCGAGGUCUUGUCUAUCGUCAUGCGCUCCAAACAGUUGCUGCAUGUGGUCUUGAACGAUCUGACGCCAACUUCCAAACGCACUCGCCAUUGCUCGUUUCGUGUAAGCGGUAACGCUUCCACGGAGUUUAUUUUACCUUGUUUACCAUGGUUACCUUGGUUACCAUGUUUUUCUGAGGGCUUGCGGUGCGCGUCUUGUCCUCGCCAUUCACCGCACGGGCAAGCAGUUAAUUCAACGCACUGCCUUUUGCCCAUUCUCGAAAGGACAUGAGAAACGAUGCCUUAGUGCCCGCCCGAUUUCUCACGCUGUCCGCACACUUCGUGCUCCUAGUGACGUUGCUAUGGGCGCGCGAAGACAACAUCCGAGCCUGCCUGCCGUGGGGCUUCAGCGACGCCGACUACGCCAGGAAGGACACCGAGAUCGUCGUGGGACUUUCGCUGGCCAUCCUGUUGGUCGUCUUCGAGCUCGUCGGAUUCUUCUCCGGUAUCUCCAUGUUCUUUCCGAGUCAGGCGUUGCUCUCGAUCGCAGCGCACUGCGCGGCCAGCAUCGCGCUGGCGUACUACGUCGUCGAGAGCUGGGGAUGCGCGGGCUACUGGUGGAUCUUCGCGUUCUGCAGCGUACUGCCCGCGUUCGCCGAACUGUGUAUUGUGGUGGGCGUGCUCGUGCUAGGAAGGACUCCGUAGUAAACAAGAAAAACAACAACAACGUCGCAAUUCUUUUGUAUAUAUAUGUAUAUUGAACAAUAAACGCGGACGUAGCGUUGUUUAACCCCUUCGUUGUGCUGUCGCAUGUGUUAUGCAUGAAUUAACCCUCUGCGGUAGGUGCCUUCAUGCACCUUGUGCAUUUUUAGGGUCAUGGCAAUUGCUAUGCGGAGCGCAAGUUAUUUCGUCUGCUUCUUUUGCAGGGGUCAUGGUGACGUCAGAAAGACGCC